Messenger RNA from Peromyscus eremicus (cactus mouse), 1688 nucleotides. It is a transcript of the gene Antxr1, whose product is annotated as ANTXR cell adhesion molecule 1. The record is from RefSeq and is a predicted model, not a curated record. Gene Ontology annotation, molecular function: signaling receptor activity. NCBI's taxonomy places the organism in Eukaryota, Metazoa, Chordata, Mammalia, Rodentia, Cricetidae. Gene Ontology annotation, cellular component: membrane.
ACAAUUGCUUCCGGGCGUUUCCAGGGAGCCAAGGGACCCGACGGGAGCCCCGGGCCGCGUAUGGCGAGCCCCUGAGGUCUCGCGGACGCAAGAGAGGCCAGCGCUCCAGCUGUAGCAUGGACCGCUCUGGGCGCCUGGGCGCGGGCCUGCGGGGACUCUGCGUGGCUGCGCUCGUGCUCGUGUGCGCCGGACACGGGGGACGCCGCGAAGACGGGGGACCAGCUUGCUAUGGGGGAUUCGACCUCUACUUCAUCCUGGACAAGUCAGGAAGCGUGCUGCACCAUUGGAAUGAAAUCUACUACUUCGUGGAGCAGCUGGCUCACAGAUUCAUCAGCCCGCAGCUAAGGAUGUCCUUCAUCGUCUUCUCCACUCGAGGGACGACCUUAAUGAAGCUAACUGAGGACAGGGAGCAGAUCCGACAAGGCCUAGAAGAACUCCAGAAAGUUCUGCCAGGAGGAGACACUUACAUGCAUGAAGGAUUUGAAAGGGCCAGUGAGCAGAUUUACUAUGAAAACAGUCAAGGAUACAGGACAGCGAGUGUCAUCAUCGCACUGACGGAUGGAGAACUGCAUGAAGAUCUCUUCUUCUACUCAGAGAGGGAGGCUAACAGAUCCCGAGACCUUGGUGCCAUCGUUUACUGUGUUGGUGUGAAGGAUUUCAAUGAAACUCAGCUGGCUCGGAUUGCAGACAGUAAGGACCAUGUGUUUCCUGUGAACGACGGCUUCCAGGCUCUUCAGGGCAUCAUCCACUCAAUUUUAAAGAAAUCCUGCAUCGAAAUUCUAGCAGCUGAACCGUCUACCAUAUGCGCAGGAGAGUCCUUUCAAGUGGUUGUAAGAGGAAAUGGCUUCCGACAUGCCCGCAAUGUGGACAGGGUCCUCUGCAGCUUCAAGAUCAAUGACUCGGUCACACUCAAUGAGAAGCCCUUUGCUGUGGAAGACACUUACUUGCUGUGCCCAGCACCCAUCUUAAAAGAAGUUGGCAUGAAAGCGGCCCUGCAGGUCAGCAUGAAUGACGGCCUGUCCUUCAUCUCCAGUUCCGUCAUCAUCACCACCACACACUGCUCCGAUGGCUCCAUCCUGGCAAUCGCCCUGCUGAUCCUGUUCCUGCUGCUAGCCCUGGCCCUGCUCUGGUGGUUCUGGCCCCUCUGCUGCACAGUGAUCAUCAAGGAGGUCCCUCCACCCCCUGUUGAGGAGAGUGAGGAGGAAGACGAUGACGGUCUGCCAAAGAAGAAAUGGCCCACGGUAGAUGCCUCUUACUACGGUGGACGAGGCGUUGGAGGCAUUAAAAGGAUGGAGGUUCGUUGGGGAGAAAAGGGCUCCACAGAAGAAGGUGCUAAGUUGGAAAAGGCCAAGAAUGCGAGAGUCAAGAUGCCAGAGCAAGAGUAUGAGUUCCCGGAGCCCCGAAAUCUCAACAACAACAUGCGCCGGCCUUCUUCUCCCCGGAAGUGGUACUCGCCCAUCAAGGGAAAACUCGAUGCCUUGUGGGUUCUGCUAAGGAAGGGCUAUGACCGAGUGUCCGUGAUGAGGCCACAGCCUGGAGACACAGUAAGAUGCGCUAACGGAUUUCAGGUGAAGCAUGGAGAGCUCUCCUCUGUACUCCUGAAGGAAGAACCCUUGGAGAUGCACAACCUGGUGUUGCUGCCCCUGCAGACCUUCCCUGCCCACUUUUCUAGCCUUCACCCAGCCUGA